GGCAGUCUUCGCGUGGACCGAGCGCUCUGCUUCCGGGGCGCCGGUGACGCGGCGGCUGCGACCCCUUCCUCAGGCGAGCAUCAGACGGCGGAGCCUGAGACGUCUCUGCAUCUUCGCCUCCGCCGCGGCCUAGUCCCUUCCCUUCCUAGCCUUGGUCGUCAUCGCCGCCAUGAACAAGAAGAAGAAGCCGUUCCUGGGCAUGCCCGCGCCUCUCGGCUACGUGCCAGGGCUGGGCCGGGGAGCCACCGGCUUUACCACUCGGUCAGACAUCGGGCCUGCCCGGGAUGCAAAUGACCCUGUGGAUGAUCGCCAUGCGCCGCCAGGCAAGAGAACCGUCGGGGACCAGAUGAAGAAAAACCAGGCUGCUGACGAUGAUGAUGAGGAUCUGAAUGACACCAACUAUGAUGAGGUAACUUGUAUUGGGCUCCUAUGGCUCCUCUACUUUGUUCAGAAUGGACAUUCACUAUUUCUAAUGUAUGCACAUGUUUUAUUUCCUAGGGAGCAAAGGGAGAAAGAAGAAAUUGAGAAAUACCGUAUGGAACGCCCCAAAAUCCAACAGCAAUUCUCAGAUCUAAAAAGGAAGUUGGCGGAAGUCACAGAAGAAGAGUGGCUGAGCAUCCCUGAGGUUGGCGAUGCCAGAAACAAACGCCAGAGAAACCCACGCUAUGAGAAGCUGACCCCUGUUCCCGACAGUUUCUUUGCCAAACACUUACAGACUGGAGAGAAUCAUACUUCAGUGGAUCCGCGGCAAACUCAAUUUGGAGGUCUUAAUACACCCUAUCCAGGUGGGCUGAAUACUCCCUACCCAGGUGGAAUGACACCAGGAUUGAUGACACCUGGUACAGGUGAGCUGGACAUGAGGAAGAUUGGCCAAGCGAGGAACACCCUGAUGGACAUGAGGCUGAGCCAGGUGUCUGACUCGGUGAGUGGACAGACUGUCGUUGACCCCAAAGGCUACCUCACGGAUUUAAAUUCUAUGAUCCCAACCCAUGGAGGGGAUAUCAAUGAUAUCAAGAAGGCAAGACUGCUCCUCAAGUCUGUUCGAGAGACAAACCCUCAUCACCCGCCAGCUUGGAUUGCAUCAGCCCGCCUGGAAGAAGUCACCGGGAAGCUACAAGUAGCUCGGAACCUUAUUAUGAAGGGGACGGAGAUGUGCCCCAAGAGUGAAGAUGUCUGGCUAGAAGCAGCCAGGUUGCAGCCCGGGGAUACAGCCAAGGCCGUGGUGGCCCAAGCUGUCCGUCAUCUUCCACAGUCUGUUAGGAUUUACAUUCGAGCAGCAGAGCUGGAAACAGACAUUCGAGCAAAGAAGCGGGUUCUUCGGAAAGCUCUUGAGCAUGUUCCAAACUCAGUUCGCUUGUGGAAAGCAGCUGUUGAGCUGGAAGAGCCUGAAGAUGCCAGGAUCAUGCUCAGCCGAGCUGUGGAGUGCUGCCCUACCAGCGUGGAGCUCUGGCUUGCUCUGGCGAGGCUGGAGACCUAUGAAAAUGCCCGCAAAGUCUUAAACAAAGCGCGUGAGAACAUUCCUACAGACCGGCACAUCUGGAUCACGGCUGCCAAGCUGGAGGAGGCCAAUGGGAACACACAGAUGGUGGAAAAGAUCAUUGACCGAGCCAUCACCUCGCUGCGGGCCAACGGCGUGGAGAUCAACCGCGAGCAGUGGAUUCAGGAUGCCGAGGAAUGUGACAGGGCGGGGAGCGUAGCUACCUGCCAGGCGGUCAUGCGCGCUGUGAUUGGCAUUGGGAUUGAAGAGGAGGACCGGAAGCACACCUGGAUGGAAGAUGCUGACAGUUGUGUGGCCCACAAUGCCCUGGAGUGUGCACGAGCCAUCUACGCCUACGCCCUGCAAGUGUUCCCCAGCAAGAAGAGCGUGUGGCUGCGAGCUGCGUACUUCGAGAAGAACCAUGGCACCAGGGAGUCCCUGGAAGCGCUCCUGCAGAGAGCCGUGGCCCACUGCCCCAAAGCGGAGGUGCUGUGGCUCAUGGGCGCCAAGUCCAAGUGGCUGGCGGGGGAUGUGCCCGCAGCAAGGAGCAUCUUGGCUCUGGCCUUCCAGGCCAACCCUAACAGUGAGGAGAUCUGGCUGGCGGCCGUGAAGCUGGAGUCCGAGAACAACGAGUACGAGCGGGCCCGGAGGCUGCUGGCUAAGGCGCGGAGCAGUGCACCCACCGCCCGGGUGUUCAUGAAGUCCGUGAAGCUGGAGUGGGUGUUAGGUGGCAUCGAGGCUGCACAGGAGCUGUGCGAGGAGGCGCUGCGGCCUUAUGAGGACUUCCCCAAGCUGUGGAUGAUGAAGGGGCAGAUCGAGGAGCAGGAGGGGCAGAUGGAGAGAGCACGGGAGGCCUACAGCCAGGGGUUGAAGAAAUGUCCCCACUCCACACCCCUGUGGCUUUUGCUCUCCCGGCUGGAGGAGAAGAUUGGGCAGCUUACCCGGGCACGGGCCAUUUUGGAGAAGUCUCGUCUGAAGAACCCAAAGAAUCCUGGGCUGUGGUUGGAGUCAGUGCGGCUGGAGUACCGUGCGGGGCUGAAGAACAUCGCUAACACGCUCAUGGCCAAGGCGCUGCAGGAGUGCCCCAACUCUGGUAUCCUGUGGUCUGAAGCCAUUUUCCUUGAGGCGAGGCCCCAGAGGAAGACCAAGAGCGUGGACGCCCUGAAGAAGUGUGAGCACGACCCCCACGUGCUCCUGGCCGUGGCCAAGCUGUUUUGGAGUGAGCGGAAGAUCACCAAGGCCAGGGAGUGGUUCCACCGCACUGUGAAGAUCGACUCAGACCUGGGGGACGCCUGGGCCUUCUUCUACAAGUUUGAGCUGCAGCACGGCACUGAGGAGCAGCAGGGGGAGGUGCGGAAGCGCUGUGAGAAUGCAGAGCCUCGGCACGGGGAGCUGUGGUGCGCCGUGUCCAAGGACAUCGCCAACUGGCAGAGGAAGAUCGGGGAGAUCCUCGUGCUGGUGGCCGGCCGCAUCAAGAACACCUUCUGAUCAUCCUGUGUCCAUGGGGUGGGGCCUUGGAGCGGCACCUGGCAGAGACGGGGAACGGCCUCCACGCUGUCUGUCCUCCUUCAUUAAAGAGUUUUUAUGUAGCCGUCA
Molecule: messenger RNA, 3073 nt
Organism: Microcebus murinus (gray mouse lemur)
Lineage: Eukaryota; Metazoa; Chordata; Mammalia; Primates; Cheirogaleidae
Source: RefSeq, a predicted model, not a curated record